Molecule: messenger RNA, 2301 nt
Organism: Dromaius novaehollandiae (emu)
Lineage: Eukaryota; Metazoa; Chordata; Aves; Casuariiformes; Dromaiidae
Product: mothers against decapentaplegic homolog 4-like
Exons: 12
Coding region: 16-2055 (679 amino acids)
Biological process (GO): transforming growth factor beta receptor signaling pathway; BMP signaling pathway; regulation of transcription by RNA polymerase II
Cellular component (GO): heteromeric SMAD protein complex
Molecular function (GO): RNA polymerase II cis-regulatory region sequence-specific DNA binding; DNA-binding transcription factor activity, RNA polymerase II-specific; I-SMAD binding
Source: RefSeq, a predicted model, not a curated record
CGGGGGGGCCGGGAAAUGGAUCAGUCUGGGGAGCAGACAGCAGCCCCCGCCCGCCCUGCUAGCGCGGCCGCUAUUGGCCGGCGGCGGCGCUGCUGCCUGUCACGGCGCCUCCCAUUGGCUGCGGCGCGCCAGCGCCUCACGCGCUCCGGCUUCUCCUUUUGUUAUUGUAGCAAACAAGUUGCGGAGCGGCGGCGGCGGCCGGAGCGGGGGGUGCGGGAGCGGCGGCGCGCGGGGCGGGCGGGGCUGGGCACCGGCGCGGGCGGGGCAGGGCCGGUCCGGGCCGGUCCGGGCCGGCCCGGGGGCGCGGGCAGGAUCGGGGGCGCGGGCAGGGCAGGGCCGGGCCGGGGGCGCGGGCGCGGGCGCGGGCGCGGGCGCGGGCAGAGCCGCGCAGCAGCGGGGCCGCGGGCCGGAGCGGGGCGGGCCGCGGGCCGCGGCGGCCGAUGGAGAUGCGCCGGGAGCCGGGCCCGGAGUGAGCAGAGCCGGGCGGCGGAGGGCGGGGAGAACGAGACCUUCGCCAAGCGGGCCAUCGAGAGCCUCGUCAAGAAGCUCAAGGAGAAGAAGGACGAGCUGGACUCGCUCAUCGCCGCCAUCACCACCAACGGCGCCCACCCCAGCAAGUGCGUGACCAUCCAGCGCACCUUGGACGGGCGGCUGCAGGUGGCCGGCCGCAAGGGUUUCCCGCACGUCAUCUACGCCCGGCUCUGGCGCUGGCCCGACCUGCACAAGAACGAGCUGAAGCACGUCAAGUUCUGCCAGUUCGCCUUCGACCUCAAGUACGACAGCGUCUGCGUCAACCCCUACCACUACGAGCGCGUGGUGUCCCCGGGCAUCGGUCUCAGCAUCCAGAGCACAGUGCCCCCCGCGCGCCUGGUGAAGGAGGAGUUUGUCCAUGACUGUGUGCAGAUGGAGGUGCCGCCCGGCCGGGAGCAGGGGGCCAAGCGGGCGCCGCGGCUGCCCCCCGCCGAGCCCUACCGCCAGCCGCUGCCCCCCCUGCAGCUGCCCGCGUCCCCCCGCGCCCCCGCCAGCCUCUACCCCGCGCUGCCCAUGUCGCCCCCAGUGGCCCCCGGCGGCCCCCUGCUCUCGCUGCCCCCCGGCGAGGGGCUGCUGCAGCUCGCCUGCCCCACGCCGCCCCCGGCCGCCCCGGCGCAGCCCCCCCCGCACAACGGCUACCCCAAGCCCUACCGCAGUCCGCCGGCGAGCUGGACCGGUGUCUACGCGCCCGGCCUGGGGGUGCCCCCGCCGCAGCCCGGCCCCCGGAGCCACCCGCAGCCCCCGCUCCACCACCCCAACCACUACUGGCCCCCCCACCAUAGCUCCGGGCCCUACCCGCAGCCGGUGUCCACCCACCCCGGGCCGGAGUUUUGGUGCUCCAUCGCCUACUUCGAGAUGGACGUGCAGGUGGGCGAGAUCUUCAAGGUGCCGUCCAGCUGCCCCGUGGUCACCGUGGACGGCUACGUGGACCCCUCGGGGGGCGACCGCUUCUGCCUGGGCCAGCUCUCCAACGUGCACCGCACCGACGCCAGCGAGCGGGCCCGGCUGCACAUCGGGAAGGGCGUGCAGCUGGAGUGCCGCGGCGAGGGCGACGUGUGGAUGCGCUGCCUGAGCGACCACGCCGUCUUCGUGCAGAGCUACUACCUGGACCGGGAGGCCGGGCGGGCGCCCGGGGACGCCGUGCACAAGAUCUACCCUGGCGCCUACAUCAAGGUGUUCGACCUGCGCCAGUGCCACCGCCAGAUGCAGCAGCAAGCGGCCACGGCCCAGGCAGCCGCCGCAGCCCAAGCAGCCGCUGUGGCCGGCAACAUCCCGGGGCCCGGCUCGGUGGGCGGCAUCGCACCCGCUGUCGGGCUGUCGGCGGCGGCGGGGAUCGGCGUGGACGACCUGCGGCGCCUCUGCAUCCUGCGGCUGAGCUUCGUCAAGGGCUGGGGGCCCGACUACCCGCGGCAGAGCAUCAAGCACACGCCGUGCUGGAUCGAGGUGCACCUGCACCGGGCCCUGCAGCUGCUCGACGAGGUCCUGCACACCAUGCCCAUGGCCGACCCCGCGCCCCUCAACUAGCCGGGCCCCCCGCGCCCCCGGGGUGCUGCCGGGCGGCGAGGACGGCGGCCCCGGCGGCGGGGGGAGGCCCCGUGGCCCCGUCCCCCCCCCCUUGGAGGCCCUUUUCUUUUUUUUAUUUAAUUUUGUAAGAAAAAGCCAAAAAAAAUUGUAAAAGUACCAAAAACGGGGGGUUGGGGGCAGCAGGGCUCCUUUCUUUUUUUUUUUUUUAACUGUUAUUUAAUGAACGGGGUUUGGUUUUUUGCCGCC